AUGAAGGCCUAUUUUGCUUCCAUCGCUCUCUCCCUCUCGGGCGCUGCCAUUGCUACUCCAUUCAAUGGCACCUACAACUAUCCCACUGGCUCUGGUCUUUCCAAGCCGCCCCAGUCUUUGACCGACGUCCCUCUCCCCAACCUAUUUACUUUCUCCCGGCAUAACACUUCUGUGAAAACCGGAUCUGGAACCCCAAGAUUCAGUGAACAGCCAACGUUGCCGCACGUCAAGCGUGCUCACUCAGGUAUCCCAACUGGCCUGGCCUCUCUGGCCUCUGAGGCCGAGUCUGCUCUCGGGGUCCUUGCAUCUAUAGUACCUCAGAAGCGCGUCGACUCUACUAUUUCCACUGGCCUUGCUUCUCUGGCCUCUGAGGCCGAGUCCGCCAUCAGUGCUCUUUCGUCUCUGGGUUCGAAGAAGCGUGCGAAUGCCGCCUUUCCUACUGGGCUGGCCUCGCUCGCUUCAGAGGCUGAGUCUGCUCUCAGUGCCUUGGCUUCUCUGAUUCCUCAAAAGCGUGCCUAUAGCUUCACUCCUCCUACUCUCCCUUCCUUCACAAGUGCCCCCUAG
Penicillium maclennaniae is the source of this 564-nucleotide messenger RNA. RefSeq lists its product as uncharacterized. Lineage: Eukaryota; Fungi; Ascomycota; Eurotiomycetes; Eurotiales; Aspergillaceae. The transcript has 2 exons. The record is from RefSeq and is a predicted model, not a curated record. The coding region runs from base 1 to 564 and encodes 187 amino acids.